This is a messenger RNA of Diprion similis, 7034 nucleotides long. RefSeq names its product endoribonuclease Dcr-1 (gene Dcr-1). NCBI's taxonomy places the organism in Eukaryota, Metazoa, Arthropoda, Insecta, Hymenoptera, Diprionidae. Gene Ontology annotation, molecular function: ribonuclease III activity; deoxyribonuclease I activity; RNA binding. Gene Ontology annotation, cellular component: cytoplasm; RISC complex; nucleus. Gene Ontology annotation, biological process: apoptotic DNA fragmentation; rRNA processing; pre-miRNA processing. The transcript has 23 exons. Bases 388 to 6189 code for a protein of 1933 amino acids. The record is from RefSeq and is a predicted model, not a curated record.
UAUACCACCAAUUAAUUCUCGUAUACAGCUCGUCACUUUGAAUAUCAGUUCCGAUUAUCAAUACCAGAUGCUGGUAGUAUCAUUAGAGCAUAUGAACAAAUGUUUUUAAAGAGUUCCAAUCUAUGUAAUAAUUAUGGUUCACAUCACGAAGACAAAUCUGUGUGCCGCCGAUUAUUUGACAAGCAGAAUAACCUAAAAUUUGGUCAAAUCUUUUCAUAAAAAAAUAUCCGUACAACACUGUUAUUCGUCUAGAGGGCACAUUUCGUUAAGAUUUCACCUUGAUUUAAGUUAUUGUUGACGUUUUGCUAGUAUUUUUGAUAAGGUGAUCAACCCGUACGUGGGUUUACAUGUUCAACGAUAUAAAAACAUUUCAAUACUACAAUUUCCAUGGCAUUUUCAUUAAAUGAUCAAAUUUAUACUAAGUCUUUCACUCCUAGAGAAUAUCAAGUGGAGCUCCUCUACGCAGCUUUAGAGAGCAACAUAAUUGUAUGUCUAGGAAAAAAUUCUGAACAGAUAUUUAUUGUUAUCAAACUAAUACAAGAAUUGGCAAAUAGCAACAGAAGAUCUCCGUCAGAAGGAGGCAAGCGUUCAGUAUACAUUCUAAGAGAUACAGAACGAUGUUUAACCAAAGCUGUAUAUAUACAACAAUUAACAGAUUUACGUGUGCUUAUCUGUGAUUCAGAGACAUGGCCAGAGUUCGAUAGAAAAUUCGCUGAAAGUCAGGUGAUUGUCGCCACGUCACGUGUUUGUGCAGAUCUGUUAAUUGAAAAUAAAAUUUAUCCAAGUCAGAUAAAUUUGGCAAUUGUAGAUCAAUGCCACAAAGCAGUCAACGAUGAAAAGCUAAAGUUUGUUUUGCAAAAAUUUAACGUCUCUGAUGGCCCUCGACUGAUUGGUUUUGCUGCACCAGUUUUUAAUCUAACUUGUGAGCCAGGACGACUAGAAGCAGAAGUUGAACUCUUGGAAAAAACCUUUCAUUGUAGAAUUGAAACAGCUAGUGAUAUUUUAUCAGUAUUACGAUAUAGUCCAAAACCAAAAGAGUACAUUGUAGAAUACAAAUGUGGCGAAUAUGAAGAAUUAAACCAGACUCUGGAGAGCUGUGCUAUGCACGCUAUGAACUUUUUAUGUGAUCAUCGCUAUGAUCCCACUGAAAUUUACAACGAUGAGUUCCUCGAGGACAUACAGAAGAUUCCUGAUCCUAAACAGGAACCUUGCUCAAUGAUAGAAGACUUUUUGUACAUACUUCGAACACUUGGGGCUUGGUGCGCCAAUCAUGCUGCUCUGGCUUUGCUAAUCCAGGCAGAAAAGCUGAAAGUAAAAACCCCUUAUGAGCGACACUACUUAUUAUUCAACGUUGUAGUUUCCUUGUUUAUUAAAAUAAGAGCUAUAUGUGAAAGUGAAUUUGAAAAUUUGAACGAAAGAGAAAAAUUGUACAAAUUCUCCACUCCAUGUGUUCAUCGACUAUUACAUAUACUUAAGUGUUAUGCCCCAUCUAACAAAAAGGAAUUGACUAUCCCGGACAACAAACUGAGUAAUGGACAUAGUGUAUCUACCUGCAAGAAAGAAAUUGAUACUGGAAAAGAUGUCCUCCAACAAUCAAAAUACAUUGGAAAUGUCAGAAAAUUGCGAACUGGCAUUAAAAGAACUCCAAAAUCAUUACGGUACCCACGUAGUCAAAUUGAUCCAGAUCUGUUGUGCGGAGUUAUUUUUGUGGAUAAAGGAUUUACAGCAAAAAUAUUAUUCUAUCUGCUGUGUGAUGCUUGUAAAUAUGACAAAGAUUUACAAUUUCUUUCUCCACUUUAUACAAUUGAAAAGAAUCCUGAGGGAACAAGCUCUGCUCAUGACAUGGAGGUUCAGCAUCGGAAACAAGAGGAGGUUUUAAAGAGCUUCCGGAUACACGAAUGUAAUCUUUUGAUUGCUACAUCGAUAUUGGAGGAGGGAAUAGAUAUACCAAAAUGUAAUUUUGUGAUGAGGUAUGAUUUCCCUAAGAGCUAUCAGUCUUACGUGCAAUGCAAAAGCCGAGCUCGGGCAGUUGAUGCCCUUCAUAUACUUUUCGUGAGUGAAAAAAUGUCCAACGAGUAUAUACAACAGCUAGCUGAAUAUCACUAUAUUGAAAAGACUUUAUUAUUAAAAUGCGCCAAUAAGGAACCAUCGGAAGAAGAAGAAUUCUUGGCGGAUAAAUAUGGUGAUUUGUUACCUCAGUACAAACCAUUAAGCAUUGAGGGCUCACCUAGUGUUUCUUUUAAUUCUGCAAUAUCUUUGGUUAACAGGUAUUGUGCCAAGCUGCCUAGCGAUACGUUCACUCGAUUAACACCGGAAUGGAUGAUUGAACCAACAAUUGUUGACAAUAAAACCAUGUAUGUUUGUUCCAUACGUUUGCCAAUAAACUCGCCUGUGAAAUAUACACUAACGUCAUAUCCAAUGCCGAAUAGAGCAAUGGCUCGUCGCUUGGCUGCACUUCAACUCUGUAUAGAUCUUCAUAGAGCUAAUGAAAUUGAUGAUUAUUUGUUACCUAUUGGAAAAGAAAAUUUUAAAGCAAACCCAGAAGAUGCUGAAGUACCUGCACUACCAGAUGAAACAAAAGCUGAGUUUUCCGAAGCGCGUCCAGGUACCACUAAACGAAGACAAUACUACUAUAAAAAGACUGCCGAAGUGUUAACAGAUUGCAGGCCUGUUCCGAUGACGAAAUCGUUUUUAUAUCAUAUUAGUAUGGUACUCACUUGCCCUUUGCCUGAGGAACAAAAUACAAGAGGUCGUCGAAUAUAUCCUCCUGAAGAGUCAGCUAUAGGAUUUGGUAUCUUAACUCUAAAAAAAAUACCAAAGCUAUGCCCAUUCCCAAUAUACACAAGAUCGGGAGAGGUUCAUGUGAAACUUGAAUUAAGUAAGGAGACAGUUACAUUGAAUGCUGGUCAAAUUGAACGCGUAGCAGCCUUCCUCAACUACACGUUCACAAAUGUUCUAAGGCUCCAAAAAUACCUGAUGCUAUUUGAUCCGAAUGCUUCCGAGCAUUCAUACUUUAUUGUUCCUGUAAAAACGGUUACCACAGAAAAUGGCCCGGAUGUUAAUGUGCAUUGGGAGUUCUUAGAAUGUAUAUAUGAGAACAGGAAUACAAUACCGAAUGAAGUGUCUGAAGAAGUUCGCAAACAAUUCAAAUUUGAUGCAACUAAAUACCAUGAUGCUGUUAUUAUGCCAUGGUAUAGAAAUAAGGAUCAGCCACAAUAUUUUUAUGUAGCGGAAAUUUGUGCCAACUUGAACCCAAGAUCUUCUUUUCCUGGGGCUGACUACAGUACAUUUGAGGAGUAUUAUUUGAAGAAAUAUAAUAUACAGAUUCAGAAUCUUAAUCAGCCGUUACUUGAUGUAGAUCAUACGUCAGCUCGGCUCAAUUUCCUCACACCAAGAUAUGUUAAUCGUAAAGGUGUUGCAUUACCCACUAGUAGUGAGGAAACCAAGAAGGCAAAAAGAGAAAAUUUGGAACAAAAACAAAUAUUGGUAGCAGAGCUUUGUGCUAUUCACCCAUUUCCUGCCUCAUUAUGGAGACAAGCAGUUUGUCUGCCAUGCAUACUUUAUAGAAUCAACGCACUUCUUCUUGCUAAUCAAAUACGAUGCCAGGUAGCAGAAAUGAUAAAUUUGGGGCAGCAACAUUUAAAUCCAGACUUUGAAUGGUUGCCAUUAGACUUUGGUUGGAGUUUGGCGGAAGUUUUGAAGAAAUCAAAGGACAGUAGUAAAUUGAUUGAAAUUAAAAGUGAUGCUAAAACUACAGAAUCUGUUAUACCUAAAUUGGCAGAUAGUAUGCCCAUAGCAGAAAAAAUUGAGAAAGAUAUUUCUUCAGAAUAUGACGAUUCCGUGGAUAAAGAUAAUGAAAUGGAAAUUGGAACGUGGUCCAAUGAAAUGGCCAUAAAUGCAGUGGAAUUGAAUAAUGAAAAUAUUUUUUCACCAAAUUUAACGGUGCUACAAGAUACCUUUUCUUGGAAUGAUAUUAGGUAUGGCUCCCCUGCCUGUGAUUCUGACUUAGAUGCUUACGACACUGAUGACACCUCUAGUGAAGCAAUGGGAGAUUUUUCAGACGAAAGUGAUGAAGGCAGUGGUGGUCUACGCAUUUCUUUCAUGGGAGAUAAUGUUGCAGAAGCAGUGGAAGAUGAAAACAGAAUACGUAAAAGUGAAAUUAAUAAAAGAAUUUUAGAUUUAUUAGAGUUGGAAAGAACUUACGAUGAAGAUGUUUGGCAGUGUCCCAAUGAUAUUGAGAAUGGAUUAAUUCAACAACAUAAGACAAUUCAAAAUAUUGAAACUAAUCGAACCAAAGAAGAAAUUCUGACGAAUGGGAUGUUUAUUCGUAGCGAUCAAGAAAUCAUUUUGACGAGGCGCUCGGUAGCUGUGCAAAAUAAAACUGAGUUACCGCCAUCUGAGUAUCAUGAAUACAUCUCUCAGGUUUCGAAAAGAUUUACACAGGAAGUUAUUAAUAUUAAGCCUCUGAGGCAACCCAUUAAGAAACAAUCAAACAACUCUCAGGUAUUAGAAGAGAUAGAUGAUUCUCUUUUUAGUUUUGAUUAUCAACCGAAUUUAAAUGGACACCCUGGACCAAGUCCAAGUUUAAUUCUUCAAGCGUUGACAAUGUCAAAUGCUAAUGAUGGUAUUAAUCUAGAGAGGCUCGAAACUAUUGGAGAUUCUUUUCUAAAAUAUGCCAUAACUACAUACUUGUAUUGUACAUAUGACAAUAUACAUGAAGGAAAAUUGAGUCACCUGAGAUCAAAACAAGUGAGCAAUUUAAAUUUAUAUAGAUUAGGCCGUCAAAAAGUAUUGGGUGAAAGUAUGAUAGCAACUAAAUUUGAACCACACGAUAACUGGUUACCGCCAUGCUAUUAUGUACCACGUGAAUUAGAACAAGCAUUAAUAGAAUCUGGAGUGCCGGCAAAUUUGUGGAACCAAGCAGAUAUUCCAGUUCUCAGAGCUGUAAAUCGAAAUGAAAUAUGCCAACUUGUCCGAGAAACGGAGCAUAAGCUCGAGAUUAUGCGAACUGAAUUGGAUAGAAGCAGUAAUGAUUCCGUGACUGAUUUUGAAAAUCUACGAUGUUUCAUACCAUAUAAUCUAAUUACACAGCAUAGUAUACCUGAUAAAAGUGUCGCUGACUGUGUGGAAGCUUUAAUAGGAGCAUAUUUAAUAGCAUGUGGGCCCAGAGGAGCUUUUUUAUUUAUGGCCUGGCUAGGAAUUCAUGUCUUACCAUUCCAAAAAGUUUCUGUCAUAUCCACCAAUGAACCUCUCGACAGACCUCCAGGUAGUUCAUCCUAUGUUAAGGAAAUUAACGAAAAUGGAGAAACAUGCUGGACACAAAUACGCUAUGGAAACUUAGAUGAGCCACAGUGCCCACUUUUGAGGCAUGUACCAGAUCCUGAAAAGGAGUUGAGUCUGAUGCUGGAUGGCUAUAACGAUCUUGAAGAAAGGAUGGGUUAUAAGUUUCGAGAUCCGAGUUACUUACUGCAAGCAUUCACCCAUGCAUCUUAUCAGCCAAAUAAAUUGACAGAUUGUUACCAGCGUUUAGAAUUUCUUGGAGACGCAGUUUUAGAUUAUCUGAUAACAAGACAUUUGUAUGAGGAUACAAGGCAACAUUCCCCUGGUGCUCUCACAGAUUUGAGGUCAGCUUUGGUAAAUAAUACAAUAUUUGCUUCGCUGGCAGUGAGAUGUGGGUUUCAUAAAUAUUUUCGCCAUCUAUCACCAGGUUUAAGUGUAGUCAUUGACAGAUUUGUGAGAAUACAAGAAGAAAAUGGUCACUCUAUCAGUGAAGAAUAUUAUUUAAUUGGAGAAGAUGAAUGCGAAGAAGCAGAAGACGUUGAAGUUCCAAAGGCAUUAGGUGAUGUUUUUGAAUCCUUAGCAGGAGCAAUUUAUUUAGACAGUGGUAUGUCUCUUGAUGCUGUUUGGAGGGUGUAUUAUAGAAUCAUGAGGUCUGAAAUAGAACAAUUCAGUACGAACGUACCGAAAUCUCCAAUAAGAGAAUUAUUAGAGUUAGAACCUGAAACCGCAAAAUUUGGGAAGCCUGAAAAACUAGCUGAUGGUCGGCGGGUACGAGUCACGGUAGAUGUGUUUGGAAAGGGUUCUUUCAAAGGAAUAGGAAGGAAUUAUCGCAUUGCUAAAUGUACAGCAGCAAAAUGUGCACUUAAAAAACUGAAAAAAAUGCAACGACAUCAAAGAGAAAAACUGUGAUCAUCGAAUUUUAUAAAAUAUCACCUUGUAACAGGAUAUCUCAAUGGUUAUUUUUUAAUUAAGAUGAGGUCAGAUUGUUUUGUAAAUAUAGAUGUAAAGUUUGUCUGACGAUUAUCUUAUUGUAUCAAACUUUACAUAGGGGGGCAAAAUGUUGUACACAAACGGCGUGGAUUUCUUAUUUAACUGAUCCUAUUUGAACACUUUAUAACUUGAAUAUACUGAAUGCAGUAUACAUUUCGAGAGGCAAAAUUACAGUUUCAAUCACUUACAAAGAAUUUCCUAAUUGGGAAUAAACUUCUAUUUAGUGCUAUAAGAUCUAUGUGAAUUUUCAUGCACUCUAUAGAUCAUUUGAUUUUCGCAAUUCCCAGUAUGUUGACAACCAUUCCUGUGAGUUAUCAGUAGUUAUAUCUUUUGAACAAUGUGGUGUGAAUGAAAAGUAAUCACUACCGUAAGAUAAUAUUAGAUUUUCAUUAAGUGGAAUAAAAUGGUCAUUUCACAUACAUUCCAAAAAUAAGUAGCGAUCAAUGGAGAAAUUGAAUUUUAUCAGUAACUAACGCACAAAAUCCAUACUCUUUUCGAAUCUAGGGUCAAGUGUAAACUUAAACUGGAUGUUAAAGACUCUGUUCACAUAUUCAUAUUUAUGUCUGAUAUUUUCUUUAGUAUUGGGUCUUCGCACCAUCUUCUCAGAAAUUCGCAAUAAAAUAUAUAGAACCCACAGCACGAACAAGAAAUACUUGUAUAAUUAAAUCAAUUUUCUCAUGCCAAAAUAUUUUAUAAAUUCAAAACAUUCGCUUACACUUCGAUAAACAAAUCUGGUUGUUCAACACCACGUCUUCCAAUUCAAU